AGUGCUGCUUGCCAGCUGAUACAAUAAUGGAAGGGAAUCGCGAUGAAGCUAAAAAAUGUUUAAAUAUUGCAGUUAAAGCCAUCGAAGACGGUAAUAAAAACAAGGCUUUGAAAUUUCUAUACAAAGCAGAAAAACUGUAUCCAACAGAGAAAGCAAAAGUAUUGUUGGAAGCUUUGCUGAACAAUGGAAAUUCGACAGGAAACAGUACUGCAUACUGUGGGAAGUCAUCAAAUGGAUCAAAGCCUGGAUCACAAACCCAACAUGAGGCACCAAAGCAAGACUCAGCAGCUGCAGAUUUAACAAAAGGAUUUACCAAAGAGCAAGCUGAAGGGGUACAAAGGAUAAAGAAAUGUAAGAACUACUAUGAGGUACUGGGCAUCAGAAAAGAUGCCAGUGAUGAUGAACUAAAAAAAGCCUACAGACAGCUGGCUUUGAAAUUCCACCCUGACAAAAACCACGCACCAGGAGCAACAGAUGCCUUUAAAAAAAUUGGAAAUGCUUAUUCAGUGCUCAGUAACCCAGAAAAGAAGAGGCAGUAUGACUUAAGUGGAGGAGAGGAGCCCAGCACCCCAAAUUACAGCUCUCAUGAAGGAUUCGAUUUUCACAGAGGCUUUGAAUCCGAUAUUACACCUGAAGAUCUCUUUAACAUGUUCUUUGGAGGCAGCUUUCCAUCAUCUAAUUCACAUGAAUUCACCAAUGGCCGAACAUACAGUCAUCAUACAGAAGAAACCAGAGGAGAAAGAGUGGAAGAGAGGGGAGAUGGUGGGUUUUCCAUGUUUAUUCAGCUGAUGCCAAUCGUUGUGCUGGUCUUGGUCUCAAUCCUCAGCCAGCUGCUGGUUUCCACACCACCUUACAGCUUAUACUCCAGACCCUCCACAGGACAAACCGUUAAGAGACAAACAGAGAAUCUGCAUGUGGACUAUUUUGUCACCACAGAUUUCAAAUCCGAAUAUAAGGGCUCAGCUUUGCUAAAGAUUGAGAAGAGCGUGGAGGAGGAUUACGUUUCCAAUGUGCGCAACAACUGCUGGAAGGAGAGGCAGACAAAAACAGACUUGCUGUAUGCUGCAAAGGUCUACAGAGAUGAAAGACUACAGCGAAAGGCUGAGCUCAUGACCAUGGAGAACUGCAAAGAGCUGGACCGAUUAAAUGACCUGUUCCGUGGAGGAUAAACCACAAAUUGAGACUAAUGGACCCUUAAGACAAUAGGACAUCUUAUGUAUAAAUGUAUUAUGUGUUGUUUAUUUUUUGAACAUCUUUAUGUUAAAAGUCAAUCAUCUUUUGUUGCAAUAUGCAUUGCUUCUUAGUAACAGUGAAUCGUAAAAAGUUCCAUCACUCCAUUUCUAUAAUUUAUAUCUCUUUAAUUGACUUAAACUGUGAAACUCUACAUGUAGAUGUUUUACACUUUCUUUAAACCAAUUCUAUUUUCUUCAGAGUUUAACUUAAGUAAUUACUCCAUGUCAGUGCUCUCUUGAAAGGUUUUUAGCAAUUCUAAUAAUUUUUUUUUUUAAUCUGAAACAGAUCAGAUCAAAUAUACAUUUUUAAGUGGAGGACUACUCUGUUUUUUUCUAGAAUAUGAUUAAUAACUUCACCAAUCAUUUUUGUCCAUCCAUUGAAGUUUCACGAGUCAGAAUAUUUAAUAUGAAUCAAGUGUAUCAGGCCAAAUAAGGCAAUGAAACACUUGUUUAAAAAUAGAGCUCUCCAAAAUAGUGUAAAUGGCAGCCCUAUAGUGAAUGCUUGAUGUAUGAGAUCAAAUCAGCUGUGGAUAAAUUUUAUGGCUUUUUUUUUUUUUUUUUUUUGAUGUUAUAAUUUUUGGUUUUGAAGGCUUUCUGUGGAUGUACAGAAAUAAUGACAGAAUAUUAAGAAAUAAGUCUAUUAAGUUCUGCAGAUGAUAUUACAUGAUGGGGAGUAAAUGAAUACAUGCUUUAAUUUCUGGCUAAAGAAUGUUAAAAGAAUAAACUGAUAUUUGAUAUUUCUGGA
Molecule: messenger RNA, 1977 nt
Organism: Danio rerio (zebrafish)
Lineage: Eukaryota; Metazoa; Chordata; Actinopteri; Cypriniformes; Danionidae
Gene: dnajb14
Product: DnaJ heat shock protein family (Hsp40) member B14
Cellular component (GO): endoplasmic reticulum membrane
Source: RefSeq, marked provisional